CGGUUUUAUCCUUUCUCCCCCAUUCUGCAACAGUUAUCUGUUAUAUACAAAAAGACAGGCUUACCUCUCGGAGGUUCUGUGGUUUUGAACUAAAAUUUUCUUAUAAUUUUUUAUUCUAGAGAUUUCAAAUGGGAAAGAAGCGAAAACACAGUGAAACUGAGGCUGUAGCCAAUGUAAAGAAAGAUGAAACUGCGGAAGAAAGGCCCAAAAGAACACUUUUGGGAUGGAAAAACAAUGGGGAUGAUGAUAAGAGCCAAAAUGAUUCUGUGUGUUUUAGAAACAAAGAGAAAGUUUUGGUCACUUGUUCCCGACGCAUUAGCUUCAGGUAUAGGCAUUUGAUGUUGAACUUGGUAGAUCUUUUACCACACUGUAAGAAAGAUAACAAGGUUGAGUCCAAAGAAAGCAAAGGUGCUACUUUGAAUGAGCUAGUGGAGCUCAAGAGCUGCUCUUCUUGUUUGUUUUUUGAGUGUAGGAAAGGUAAAGACCUCUAUUUAUGGAUGGCCAAGUGCCCCAACGGGCCAUCUGUCAAGCUUUUAGUCAAUGCAGUGCACACGAUGGAGGAAUUGAAGCUUACUGGAAAUCAUCUUAAGGGUUCCCGUCCUAUUUUGACCUUUUCAUCCAAUUUUGAUAAGAAACCCCACUGGCAGUUGUUAAAGGAAAUGAUCACACAGAUAUUUGGCACUCCGAAGGACCACAGGAAAUCUAAACCUUACCAUGAUCAUGUAUUUGUUUUUUCAAUCGCUGAUGACCACGUAUGGUUCAGGAAUUAUCAGAUAUCUUGUCCUCAUAGUGGAGGACAAAAAAUAGACCACGGGGACUUGGAAAAGAUGACACUAGUUGAGGUUGGUCCAAGGUUUUGUUUGAACCCAAUCAAGAUAUUUGGUGGCAGUUUUGGAGGUCCAACAUUAUAUGAGAAUCCAUUUUAUGUUUCACCAAACCAGAUUCGAUCAUUAGAGAAAAAGCAGAAGGCUGGAAAAUAUGCAAAGAAAGUUAAAGCCAAGGCAAGGAGGAAGAUGCAUGAGAUGGCAAAUCCCUUGGAGGUUGAUGAAUUUGCGGAUAUGUGGAAGGAAUGAUAUUUAUUGGUGCUACUUUAGUGGACCACGAGAGAAAGAGAGAAGCUAAUUGCCGAUGCUUAGCAGCAAUUGCAUGGAUGAACUUCUUGUGUGAGAGGUGACUCAUGUAGGAUUUCCUCCGCUAAAUUUUUGGUCAUAUGGUUCAUCUACUUCACAUUUGCUUCCAGUGGACGAGUAUUACUUCGAAUAGGAAAAUUUUUAAUGCCAAUACUUGGGUUUCUUUUGACUAAUUUAUGUUUCUAAGUGAAUAAGAAGGAUUAAACCAAAAAAGUUCAUGAACUGUCAACUGAAGAUAUGAUAUGCUGUACUGAAUCUAAAUGAUUGGUAUAAUUUGAAUUUCAGAUUAUUUCUUGUUA
This is a messenger RNA of Olea europaea var. sylvestris, 1429 nucleotides long. Its product is annotated as ribosome biogenesis protein BRX1 homolog 1-like. Gene Ontology annotation, molecular function: rRNA binding. The record is from RefSeq and is a predicted model, not a curated record. Gene Ontology annotation, cellular component: nucleolus. Gene Ontology annotation, biological process: ribosomal large subunit assembly; rRNA processing. The transcript has 8 exons. Lineage: Eukaryota; Viridiplantae; Streptophyta; Magnoliopsida; Lamiales; Oleaceae. The coding region runs from base 129 to 1073 and encodes 314 amino acids.